UUGUAGCUCCACGUAGCGACUACGCUACCUAAAUUACGCGGACUUUUUCGCUACGAAACUAAAGAGCAACUUUACUGAAAAACUUCGUGAAAAGUGUUGGUGUUCGAAUAAAUAAGUGAUAUUUAUAUAUUUCUUUUGGGAAUAUUAUAAAUUUUAUGGUUGGUUAUAAACAUUUCAGUGGAGUUUUAAAUUGUGUUAAAAAGUUGUGUACUCGUACCCCAUGAUCCCGUUAGAAGAUUGUUCUUCGGGUAUGAAAUUGAAGAGCAGAGACGACUAGCCAAAUGAAUUCUACGGCUCAUAACGCUCGCGAUUGACAAGAUGACGUCAGCUGGCCUGCUGAUUUUCAGUGCCCUGCUCACAAGGACAUUAUGUGUAAUCGCCCCGCAGAUACCAGAUUUCAAAACCGGUGACAAGAAGAUCAUCAAUGGACCGUUCUGGCACGAGGUGUUCACGGAGGUGUACGAGGACCAGGAAGAAGACAUCUCCACCACUACUUCAGAGCCCCUGCCAUUCUUCGAAGAUGAUGCCUCUACUAACAACGUGACAACCCAGUUGGGCAGUCGCGUAUAUCUGCACUGUCGGGUCCAUGACUUGGGAGAAAAGACAAUAUCAUGGGUGAGACGUCGCGGCGAAGAUCUCCAUCUUCUUUCCUUCGGACGCCACACGUAUUCAGCGGAUUCCCGUUACUCUUUAGCCUUCGAGCAGCCCAAUGAUUGGCGCCUGCUCAUACAGUACGUGAGUGAAAGGGACGAAGGAUACUACGAGUGCCAGAUAUCUACGCACCCGCCCCUGGUGCGAAGAGUUCACCUGAGUGUUGUUGUGCCAAAAGUUGAGAUAGUGGACGAGCGCGGACGACCUCUUCAAGACAAGUUCUACAAGGAGGGUUCUAUCAUUGAGUUGCGAUGUGUCGUCAGUGAAGUUCCCCAACCAGCACGGCAGGUCAACUGGAAGCAUGGUGGAAGACUGCUCAAUUAUGACACCAAACGUGGUGGCGUCAGUGUGAAAACCGAGGCUACAUCGAACGGCGCACUGUCAAGACUCUACAUUGCGAAUGCGAAUAGAAACGACUCUGGAAACUAUACAUGCUCACUCGCGGACGUCGCCGCGUCUGCUGUUUCUGUGCAUGUAUUAAGAGGCGAAAAUCCUCUGGCGAUGCAACGAGGAGCCGCUUCAAUGCUACAUCCCACUUUGGUUUUAUUGACUAGUUACUUAAGUUGACAUAUACUUAGCGCGUAAUGUACGCGCAAUGUGCUGUAAAAAGUAAUAAACGUGUACUUAGUUUUAUUCAUAUUAUAAGGAUGGAUAAUGUUGAACUUUUUAGAACUUGUAACGUUAAUAAAUAUUGUGUUCGUAAAUUGUAACAAGUGCUGACGUAAAGUUACUAUCCGAAAGUCAAGAAAUGAUUCUCUAAUGGCAUUUAAGACUGAUGAUUUGAAACUAAGGAUUGACUUAUUUAGAGAGGUUGAGAAAUGAAAUUAAAAUGACAAAAAGUUAAUGAAAUAUUAUGAUUAAGUACAUGAAAAUUAUCAUAUCUGUUUAUAUUUUUAUCUACGAUUUUUUCUGUAAUAAUUCGAUCGAAAAAUCAGUAAAAAAUAUACUUCUCAGUUUUAUUUAUGAUUUAAAUUAAACCUUUUCCCAAAUGUAUCAAUAAAUAAAAUAAGUUUAUCAUAAUGUUAUGAUUCUCCACAUACUGUGUUAGCUGAAACUUUAAUUUGCCCAAUAUUAUGUGUCUAUCGAUUAUUUAUUUAUAAAUAAGCAGCAGUUAUAAUUUGUUGUCUAACUUUUAAAGUCUGUUUCCAAAGAGAAAUAAAAAUCGCUUAGAAAGUCCACACAAUAAUGUAUCAGCACAUUUUUCGCUAUCGGAAGUUUUACUUUGCAGCUAUGAACGUUUAUUACUUUUUAAAGAAUGAUCGAGUUCAGCCAAAGUUAGGUAACUUUGAGAACUACGCAGUUAUAAAGUGUUUGAAAAACUAUAGCACGAGUUUAUUGAAGUUAGAAUUUCGCUUUUAAAGAUUCAAAAAAAAUUUAAAAUGAAUUUCGUUGAAAAACCAAGCCAUUUUUAGAAAUACUUCGUAUAAUGAUAUUAUUGACAAUGAGUCUCAAAAACUGUUCAUUUUCAGGUCAGAAUUUGCAUGAUUAUAUCGCUUUAAAAAACUAUAAAUUUACAAAGUAUAAUACUUUUUUGUGAAAGAUAAAUAAUUUCCAGUUAAACCAUAAGUGAGCAAUUUUUCAAUACCUAGCUUGUCAACAAUAAAAAUCUUAAAAUGAUAGAUUUGUUUAAGGUGGUUUGAGUUAAUAAUAAUAAACUAUCUCUGCAAAAAACUGCUAAUAAUAAUAGGUAAUACUUUUUACUUA
Molecule: messenger RNA, 2355 nt
Organism: Maniola jurtina (meadow brown)
Lineage: Eukaryota; Metazoa; Arthropoda; Insecta; Lepidoptera; Nymphalidae
Product: peroxidasin-like
Exons: 7
Coding region: 319-1218 (299 amino acids)
Biological process (GO): synapse organization
Cellular component (GO): neuron projection membrane
Source: RefSeq, a predicted model, not a curated record